Molecule: messenger RNA, 1258 nt
Organism: Drosophila takahashii
Lineage: Eukaryota; Metazoa; Arthropoda; Insecta; Diptera; Drosophilidae
Product: protein HGH1 homolog
Source: RefSeq, a predicted model, not a curated record
UAAUUUCCUCGCGAAAUUCAAUUUAAAUAAAUAAAGACAACUAAAAUGGACACUGUAAGGGAGCUGGUGCAAUUCAUGCAGCCCAAUCAACGCCUGGACCUAAAGGCAGUGGCCUUAACCCAUGUUUUAGGCUUAACCGGGAGUUCGGAGGGCAAAUCGGCCAUUCUAUCGCUGGACGAAAUGCUAAUGGCCAUUUUCGGACUGACCUACGAUGAAAACCAAACAGUGGCCAAGGAUGCAGUCCUCAGUUUGAUUAAUUUAACGGCCGAGGAGGAGGCUGCCGUUAAGGUUUUCCAGCUGGCCAAGCAAUUGCAGCCCACCUUUGCCAUCGUGGAGGUGGCUGCCAAGCACAUAAGCGACGAGCAAUCCGAUCUGGCCGAUCCCUGGAGCAUGGUUUUGAGCAACCUGACGCGGGUGGAGUCGCUGGUCCACGAGAUUCUGGACACCCUGGAGAAGGACGAGAAGACCCUGCCCCGGCUGGCGAAGGCCUUUGCCCAGCUGGACUACAACAAGAAGAAGGGGAAGCUCCACUACCUGGCGCCCAUCUUCUGCAAUCUUACCCAGGUGCCGCGCGGCAGGGAGCUAUGCUGCCACCGGAAGUACCAGUUGCUGGAGAAGCUGCUGCCCUUCGCCUCCUUCGAGGGCAGUGUGGUGCGGCGUGGCGGCACCAUUGGCAUCCUCAAGAACGUCUGCUUCGACACGGUCUACCACGAGGUGAUCCUCAACGAGCAGAGCAGCAUCCUGGUGGCCAUCCUGCAGCCGCUCUGCGGUCCCGAGGAGUUCAGCGACGAGGACAACGAGCUGCUGCCCAUCGAACUGCAGUACCUUCCUGAGAGCAAAACGCGCGAAGAGGAUCCGGAUCUGCGGAAGAUGCUGCUGGAGUGCCUGCUGCAGCUCUGCUCCACGCGUCGCAGCCGCGAGAUCCUGCGCUCGAGGGGCGUUUAUGAGAUCCUCAGGGAAUACCACAAGUGGGAGGCCAAGGUGGCCAAGGACAGCGACUGUCUGCUGGCCUGCGAGAACGUAGUGGACAUCCUGAUCAAAAAAGAGGAGGAGAUUGGCUUGGACAACUACAAAACCGAGGUGGAAGUGCCCUCCGAGCAGGCCGAGAAGUUCGUCCAGGAAGAUGCCGCCUAUGUGAAGAGUUUGCUGGAUUAAAUCAACCAAAUCCGCCGCCGUUUGUAAAUAUGUGUGUAGUGUUAGUGAAACUCAUAGACGAUAUCGAACAUUCAAUAUAUGUAUGCAGUUUUUUAUUCAGAAA